AUGAGUUCGCCAUUUGAACUUGCUGACAGGAGUGCCACGGCCAACUUCGAUGUCCGGUCGGCAGAGACUGGCCUGGAGACGCAAAGCUUAUCGGGUGAGUCUGCCAUGGAUGUGGACCUGCCAACGGAUGGGCCGCACAACGUCGCAAACCGACUCAAAAGCACCGGUCCGCUGCCAGAGUCGACCGAGACCACAUUUACAGGCGUGGCCAACUCGACUGAGAGGGCCAUCGAGCACGAUCGGACGCUGGCUGAGCCAUCUAGCUUCGCCUGGAAUCAGUGCCGUGACAAAGACAUUAGCGCUCGAGUCUGGGUCAAGCAGCAGGCCGUCGAUGAUGCUCUAAAAUGUCUGCUGGAAAUUCGUCACGAAAUCCUCACAGCCACGAGGAACGAGACUUCUGGGCACGAGGCAUCCGAUAAUAUAUUCGACCAAGAUGUCAUCAUCCCAUGGAUGGACGAGAUAGCCAAACUCAACCAGGAGUACCAAGAACUGGAGAUUCUGGUAGGCGUUGCAGGGCAGACAGGGGCGGGGAAAAGCACGAUUUUGAACACGCUGCUGGAAGUGCCAGAGCUAUUGCCUUCUAGCAACUCUGAGGCCUCGACGUCGUGUGCCUGCAAGGUUUUGUGGAACAGAGACAACCGUCCCCAGCAUAGAUUCAGGGCCGAGAUCGUGUUCCGCUCCCGCAAAGAUGUGGCCAAGGAACUGGAAGCCACAUACAAGGAAAUCCGAGACCGCGACGCAUACGCCGAAGAUGAAGAGGACGACGACGAGGAUAGGAUGCACCAGAUAGCCGAAAUGGAAGCGCAGAUUUCCGAAGGGCUCAAAAAGAUUUCCGCGGUAUGGGGAGUCAAAGAAGAGGAACUCAAGGACAUGACGGCAGAAUCGCUACUUGAAUCCAACCAGGACGUGCUGGCGCUCCUCGACACCACCAAGAGAAUUUCAUCCGCUGACGCCGACGAGUUUUCCGAAAUUGUCAAGCCGUACAUUGACGCAUCAGACAACACGUAUGGGUUUAAGGCAUGGCCCCUCAUCAACGAAGCGAAGCUGUUCAUCAAGGCCGACAUCCUCAAGCACGGGCUCGUCCUGGUAGAUCUACCUGGUCUUGCAGACGCAGUAGAAAGCCGUGCUCAGGUCACCGAGAGGUUUCUGCAGGCAUUGGAGAUCACUGUAAUCGUCGUGCCCGCACGCCGUGCCGUCGACGGAAAGACGGGGGUUCAAUUAAUGAGCGAUUACCAGACCGUGUCUAUGCAGAUGGAUGACAAGUUCAACAAGAAGAGAUUUUGCGUGGUCGUCUCCCAGAUCGACGAAAUCGACUGCGAUGUCUUUGUCAAGAGCACACAGUCUCCAAAGACAGACAAGGCUCUCCAAGACGACAACGAGCAGGUAAAGAGGCUCAUAACAAGCCUACGCCCAAUCGAGUCGCAAAUCAAGACGGAGCAAAAAACGUUGACCGACAUGGACUCGAAGCUAAACAGCUAUGACAGCGAGGUCAAGGCUUUGACGGCUUCUGGCCCAGGCGCGCAAAAGGUGAAGGAUGACAGGAAGUUUAUUACAAAAUUAGCAGGUCUGAAAAUCAAGAAGAAGGACCUCAACAAGGAGCGCAGAAAGCAGAAGACCGCUCUUCGAAAGCUGGGAAACUCGCGGGCGGGCAUUAACAAAGAGCUCGAAACGAUAGAGGGCAGACUUAGGUGGGCAUGUAUGAGGAUGAACGGCGAACGCAUAGCCAAGGCCAUCCGGAGCGACUUCAAGGAGCGGCAAAAAAAACUCUUGAGCGAGAAGACCAAAGGGGCGGCGGCGUCGGGGGGUCUCUACGAUGGUUCCGUCGAGGUAUUCCCCGUCUCCGCCAUGGCAUAUCGAGACCUCCAAAAGCCGAAAAAGGUCUUGGGGUUUCCGUCCCUAAACUAUACGGGUAUCCCGUGUCUCAGCCGGUGGAUCAGAACGACGACGCUCGAUAAGCGUAAUGAGCACUUGGAUCGCCUACUCAAUGCUCUGUGCCGGCUCUUUCUCGAGAUACAGAGUUGGUCUACGAUCCAGAAUGGAAGUCGGCUUAUUGCAUCCUCGCGUCAGUCGAUUGAGGAUAUCCUCUUGAGCAUUCAUUUCAUAUAUCGCGAGAAACUCGGUGACCAUCUCAACAACGGGUCAAGAAAGAUUCGGGAAAUGAACCCUCUGGGUGACAUCAACGCACGCCUCCAGGCUUGCACCAAAGUGUCGGGAAUGGCCGUGACGAGGUGGCCUGUGAAAAAUCCGGAGGACAAGACAUCAUCGCUCCUGAUGCACUGGUCAGCACCUCUCCUCCAACUCAUCGCCAAAGACUGGUUCUCCGUGUUCCACGUCCAGAUCCCCGCAGCGGAAAACCCCCUGAUGGACAUAAUCGAGGCGAUCUGGGAGGCCUAUCUCGACCAUCUGAGAGCUCAGGUCCAGGCCAUAGCCCCCGGUGUCCUGCCUCACUUGGAGGCCGGCAUUCCCGCCAUCCAAGCAGUCAAGAACGAGAUCCGGGACAAAAUCCGCAAGGCUCUCGAAGACCUCUCGAGAUCGUCUUCCAAAAUCCACCCCCAAUUUGUGAAGACGCUGAAAGAAAAGCUGAACCCAAUUUUUGCCGGGGCUCUCAAGGAAAAAGGCGAGAACCAAUUCCUACGCCAACGGGCGUACCUCCGCAACCAAGUGAAAGCCGAGUGCCGGGAACUGUGCCAUGCGGGCUUCACCAAGAUGGUAGAGCAGUACAUUCAGAACGUAGGGCAGCUGGCGCACGAGUUUAGCGACAUCUCAGCCUUUGCCACGGACAAGGUCAAGGGCCAGAUCGCGCUGCUGCUCAACAACUUCCAGUUCGAGGACAAAAACAACAUUGGCUCGGCACGCGACGAGCGCAAGUUGCUACUCCAGCAGCGGCUGGGAGCCAUAGUCAUGAAGUGGCUCGCCGACUGGCGGGCGCCGAAGCAAGACGAUCACUCUCUCGUACUUAAGAACGUCGAAAUCCCAUUCGAUUUCGCCGAGGAGAGCAACGAGGCCGCGGAGGACGUCGAGAACGGCCAGGAUGAGAUUGGCGACGAGAAUAAAGAGGCGGGCAAGGGCGACCUUGCCGAGGCCGACGGAGGCUAUAAUCCUCUUAUUAAAACGGAAGAGGACGAGUCUGCCAUUUAG
Molecule: messenger RNA, 3138 nt
Organism: Lasiosphaeria miniovina
Lineage: Eukaryota; Fungi; Ascomycota; Sordariomycetes; Sordariales; Lasiosphaeriaceae
Exons: 6
Coding region: 1-3138 (1045 amino acids)
Source: RefSeq, a predicted model, not a curated record